Pecten maximus is the source of this 2838-nucleotide messenger RNA. RefSeq names its product sushi, von Willebrand factor type A, EGF and pentraxin domain-containing protein 1-like. The coding region runs from base 150 to 2042 and encodes 630 amino acids. The transcript has 11 exons. Gene Ontology annotation, molecular function: calcium ion binding. The record is from RefSeq and is a predicted model, not a curated record. Lineage: Eukaryota; Metazoa; Mollusca; Bivalvia; Pectinida; Pectinidae.
UCCAGAUAACGACAAACGGUUGGACCCAUUUGUCAUUGAACUGGUCAAAAACCGUGAAUCAGGCCAAACUAGCGAUAAAUGGCAUCAAUGUCGGAACUACUCCAGUCACUACAGGAAAUAUUGCUGUCUCUGGUUCCCAUCUUUUAAUAAUGCAAAGCAGUGGAAACGAUGGCAGUUGUCGAAUUUCUGGUUUACAAAUGACAAAUACCAGUAGAAGUGAUGCUGAUAUACAGACAGACAUCACGACGUGUUCACCUAAUGUCGACGACGCCAUUUACAACAUGGACAACUUCAAAGAUACCACUGGGGUCGACAUUGACACGCCUUCUAAGUGUGACGAAGUUGACGAGUGCGCCGCAUAUCCAUGUGGUGUCCAUUUUUGUGAGAAUCUAUUGAAUGGAUACCGAUGUUAUUGUAAGAGUGGCUACACGGGAGACAACUGUGAUAAUGCUCCCGACUUCUGUGUUAACAACCAAUGCGAGCACGCAGCGACAUGUAUCAGUGGUGCUUGGAAUUAUACGUGCGCAUGUGCAGUGGGCUUUAAGGGAACUCUGUGCGAGGACGAAAUAGUUAAUGGAAACUGGGCGGAAUGGGGAAAAUAUGACGAAUGCAGUAAAAGUUGUGAAGGAGGAAUCCAAACACGGACAAGAACGUGUACCAACCCAUCCCCGGGACCGGAUGGUGCCGAUUGUUCAGGAAGUAGCCAAGAUCAAGUCUCCUGUAACACGGAUCCAUGUCCUAAAUGUGCCCCAGUCGGAUAUCUUUUGCUGAAAAGCAGGAACACAAAAAAAGAUAAUUGUGUAACUGAAGGAGACUACACGCGAUGUGAAAUAAUAUGUGAAACAGGAAUGGAAUUUGUCAAUCUACCCUUGAAUUACUAUGAAUGUGGUGCAAACACCUCAUAUGCAUGGAGCGGAAUCCCUCCAAGCUGUGCAACUUCAAUUCCUGGAAGGCGUUUGACCGUCCGUACCUCGGGAAUAUAUCCCGUUGCCCUUUCUUGUGGAACAGAGACCGAUCAAGCAUUAAACUCGGCAGCAGGAGAAGCCCAGUGUGUACGUAACAAUGCCUGUGACGUGUCUAUAUCCACCACCGGAUGUUCCUCUAGACGUAAACGAGACACAGCCAUAACAGCAGAGAUGUCUUUCUCCAUUAAUUUGGAAGAACUUCAGGAUUUCAACCUCACUGCAUUGUUAGAAGACAAUAUCGUGAGUGCAGACCUCCAGACCUACCUCACGGCCAUGGCUGAAUUGGAACAGACUGCACAGGAAAUCAACAACUCUGUCUCAGAUUUCUUUGUCGUGAAUGUCAACAAUGUCCGUUACAACAUUGACCCCAGCACGUUUUCUAUUUCUGGUGUGAUCACAUGUCCGAAUGGCACAAUUACAAACGACGGCGCCUGUGUUCAGUGCCCAGCAGGCACAAGCGAAGAAAACGGAUGGUGUGUUUACUGUGAACUAGGGACUUACCAGAACCAGGAAGGACAGACUGAGUGUCUAGCAUGUCCGACUGGUUAUACCACGCAGUUUGUGGGGAUGAUUGACGUCGCCAACUGUUCUGUUGAAGAAACGUCAACAACCAGUACUUCAGUUGAUGCAUCAAGUACAACAGCUAUACCUACAACUACAACAUCCCCGAUUUCCUCGUCCUCAACCGAAAGCGGAACCACUAUUACAGAGGAAAAAACAACACCUGUUACAAAGAAUGGUCCGUUCAGGAUUGGGAAGAGAUCAACGAUGACUAUUUUAGUCAUUACGAUAUCAGUAGUGUCGGUCGCCGUUAUUAUCUUAGCUGCUUCUAUUACCAUUUACUGCAAGACCCGAAAGGAACCCAGAAACCGGUUGAGAUCACGUGACAAGUACACACGUCAGAGAAGUUCGGUCUCCAUCAACAUGGUAAACCCGACAUUUCAUACGAAGUUCGAACACCCUCCACAGUUUAACGAGUAUAGCGAAAUGCCCGGUAAUCUGCCGUAUGCAACAAUCAUGGAAACGACAACAGCAAUGGCGAAUGAAAAGACAUCAUCUUUCACGAAACAUACUUGAUAUGUUUGGAAUUACAAAGAAAAAGAACAAAACAACUUUUUGGACUUUGUCAUUCACCAAUUACAUUAAACAAUGAUACGUGCAGGUCUACGAACAAAAAUACAAAACAAGUAUCAAAGAAUUGAUAACAAUCAAAAAACAUUUAAUUUAGCUUCUUCAAAAUCCUAAACAAUUCAGACUGUUACCAUUAGAUUCCUAAACAAUAUAUUAAAAUUAACAAUUAUUUACAUCAGUUUUCUUUUUAACAAUGUGUUAUAACUGGUGUAAUCAGUAAUUGACAGUGUGUUAUCCUUGUUGCGUAAGUUAUCAACAGUAUGUUAUUAUUGUUAUCAUAAGUUAUUACCAAUGUGUUAUCAUUGUUAUCAUCAGUUAUAGACAGUGUGUUAUCAUUGUUAUCAUAAGUUAUUACCAAUGUGUUAUCAUUGUUAUCAUCAGUUAUUACCAAUGUGUUAUCAUUGUUUCCUUAUUUAUUGACAGUGUGUUAAAAUUGUUAUCAUUAGUUAUUGACAGUGUGUUAUCAUUGUUAACAUCAAUUAUUGACAGUGUGUUAUCAUUGUUAUCAUCAGUUAUUGACAGUGUGUUAUCAGUGUUAUCAUCAGGUAUUAAUAAUGUGUUUUCAUUGUUGUCAUUAGUCAUUAUCAGUGUGUUAUCAUUGAUAUCAUCAGUUAUAGACAGUGUGUUAUCAUUGAUAUCAUCAGUUAUAGACAGUGUGUUAUCAUUGUUAUCAUCAGUUAUUAACUAUGUUGUCAUUGUUAUCAUUAGUUAUUAACAGUGUGUUAUCGUAGUUAUUAAUUAU